This is a messenger RNA of Cataglyphis hispanica, 3504 nucleotides long. RefSeq names its product ubiquitin carboxyl-terminal hydrolase 16 (gene Usp16-45). Bases 500 to 3235 code for a protein of 911 amino acids. NCBI's taxonomy places the organism in Eukaryota, Metazoa, Arthropoda, Insecta, Hymenoptera, Formicidae. Gene Ontology annotation, molecular function: cysteine-type endopeptidase activity; cysteine-type deubiquitinase activity; zinc ion binding. The record is from RefSeq and is a predicted model, not a curated record. Gene Ontology annotation, biological process: protein deubiquitination. Gene Ontology annotation, cellular component: nucleus; cytosol. The transcript has 13 exons.
GUGUAAAAUUACACAUCAAUCGGGAGCAGGGGUCAUUUGGAAAUAUACCCUAAUUAUGUUAUAAAAUUCAUAAAAAUCAUUUCUUCUUUCAAUUUUGAUAAAAAAUUUUUGAUAAAAAACAAAGCAAUUUAAAAUUUCAACAAAAAAAUGGUGAUAAUUUGGAAACAACAUAUUUCCGGAUCUAUAUGUUCAUCAACUUUUUUUUUGUUUUUGGAUCUUCAAUCAUCUCCUUGCCUUUGAUUUCCACUUUUGAAACAUCCUGUACAGCAUAUUGAAUUCUGUGACACCCGGUAUCCGGUAUGGCAUUCUACCUCCAUGGAAAAUGUGCGCGCGCCUUGAUGAGUUUUCACGUUUUUUUUACGCGAUCGUCAGAAGUCAGGUCAGAAUCAAGGAUUUGGCUGAUCAACCAGGCAGGCCAGGAGAAUUGUUGGUGCGACGAGCGCGCACGUGCAUACAAGAUUCCCUCACGUCCACUUAUUAUUGUUAGUUAGACAACGAAAUGAGUAAAAAACGGAACAGACAGCCAGAUGCAGAUCCUGAUAACAGCGAAGCUUCCACCGAGUCUUGCGAGGAAGCGAGUGCAGGUGCAAAAUGUUUGCAUAUAGCAAAGGCUGUCAAUCUGAAUAAAGUGAAGAAAAACAUAAAGAAGACUGGAAUAAUGAGCGAAUGCGUCACUUGUAAGAAAAUAGAAGUGGAAUUUAAAAAGACAGAGGAAAUUUAUAUCUCGAAGCCAUUGUGGAUUUGUCUACAGUGUGGAGAACAAAGUUGUGGCAAAGAGCAAAAACAGCAUGCUAUAGAACACUAUAAGAAGCCCCACAGUGAUUGUCAUUGCAUAGUGAUGGAUACUCAUCAUUGGAGUGUUUGGUGCUAUCAGUGUGAAAUUGAAGUUCGUCCUAAUAGCAGUAAAAAGUUAUUGGAAACCAUUGAGUUCAUCAAGAAAUGUGGCACUACAUUCCAAAUACAACAGUUGAAAACACCAGUAAUUCAAUGUCAAACAGAGAUAAUAGCCGAUGAGCAGGAGAAAGAGAAGCAUAAAAUAUUAAACAAUCUUCCUAAAGUUGGGGGUUUAGUAAAUCUAGGAAACACCUGCUUCUUCAAUGCUGUGCUUCAGUGUCUAGCACAGACUCCUUAUCUAAUGAAAGUACUGGAUGAUCUGCGUUUACCUGGACAAAAAUUUAUCUUACCAGGUGGAAAGCACAAACUUUUUGAUGCAGAAGAAGAAGAGGAACUUCCACCGAUUGAGGGGACCUUAGAACGAUGGGGCAGUUUUACAUCAGUCCUUUGCGAAACUCUAUCGAAAAUGCAAAACACUAAUGGCUAUCAAAUAUAUACGCCUCUGAAUCUCUUGUGUAAACUUAGGAAAAAAACUACGCAAUGCGUUGAUGGAGGGCAACAUGACUCUCACGAAUUACUUCGACAUUUAUUGGAAAUAGUGCGGAAUGAGGAUCUUCGGAGAUACCAGAUCAUAAUUCUGAAGGAAGUAGGCUUGAGUGAAAAAACAAAACCGGAUUGUGUGGAAAAGAAUCUGAAAUCUCGGAUAAAAUUCUAUGGCAACCAGGCUAGCACACGAUUAUUGGGACCAGAAGCUGUAUUUCGUGGCGUGUUGGUGUCUACCCUACAGUGUCUGGAUUGUCAUCAUUCGUCGCAACGCACUGAGCCAUUUCUAGAUCUGAGCCUGCCUGUCACAGCAGACAAACCACAGCCUCCGCUCUUGAAAAGGAAGAAUAGUGAAAUCGAAACCUCUGAUGUGAUGAACACUCAGCAACGCGAUUAUCAAGCUCUCGACAUGUCUUGGAAGCAGUUAAAAAAAGAAAAGAAGGCAGCUAGAAAAAAUCGAAAGAUUAAAAGACAUGAGAAUCAUAACAAUUAUGCAUUAAAAGAUUCGAGCAAACCCACGGAAACAAAUAAUGACAACAUUCCGAAGUCAGAAGAGAGUGACGCUGACAUAGAGGACAACAUCGAAGGGGAUCAUUCUCAUCUAGAAAUUGGAGAGUCCGGAUACAGUUCAGAGAAAGCAUCCGCCGUUACAAGUCCUAUAUCUCUUACUGAUCCUCACCAUCAUUAUCCAAGCAAUGACUUCAAUAACGAUAUCAACAAUCUGACCAGUCUGGAAGAUGGUAAUCUGGGUAACAAUGCGGACAUAACACAAAUUAGACAUCUGGUGAACAUUAACAUGUUAACUAGUCCUAGUCCAACCGAUGUAUCGAUGACAGACUCAACUCAAAUCAGAAUGCUGUCAGAAAAAAGUGACAGGAAUGUCGGCUCAGUUAGCUCCGAGAAUGAAGCGUCGGCUAUGACGUUAUCUACCUCCAUGAUUCCUAAUUCUGAUGUCACGAGCCCUGAAGUGCCCACUGCAAGUUUAAGUAGCUCGGUUGCUUCUAAAGAAAGCCCCAUUAGUCCCGUUAAUGAUUCAGAAAGAUUGGUUGGUAUUGAGACAAAGAUGGCAACUACUCCAUCAAAGUGCAAUAGAAAAAAAUAUAAUAACGGAACUCCUAAUAGAGAUGAUCCCGAAAAACAAGAUUUAUGUAAUGAACUUGGCGAUAUAAUGGUGGGAAUGUCUAGAGUGGGAAUUUCUGAACAUCAAUCUGGCAGGUACACAACUAAAGAAGGCGAAUGUUCUGUGGAAUCAUGUUUAAAUCAAUUUACUGCACUGGAACUAAUGACGGGGAGCAACAAAGUAGUGUGUGAAGCAUGCACAGCUCGCGAGAAAAAGAAUCAGGAGAACUUAUCGAAAAUGGUAUGCACAUCGAGUACCAAGCAAUAUCUAAUCUCUCAAGUACCUCCAGUAUUGAUAUUACAUCUGAAGAGGUUUCAAACGCAGAGAGUUGGUUUUCGGAAAGUUCUCAAACACGUAUCAUUUCCGAUGUUAUUAAAUUUAGCACCGGUUUGCACAGAUCAUAAAAAACCUCGACUCUAUGCGCUUUAUGGGGUUGUCGAGCAUAGUGGGACCGUUCAUGGUGGUCAUUACGUUGCUUAUGUCAAGACAAGACUGCCAUUAUCACCAGAUGAUCAUCGAUGGAAUUUUCUUCCUAAGGAUAAGGAUCUUAAGCUAGAUGACAAAUCAAAUAGUAUUAGUUUGGAUUCGGAAGAGGAAGCAUCGGCGAAAACCGAAUCUGUUGUAGAACCACCUCCUGGAAGGUGGUAUUAUGUAUCAGAUUCUCGGGUAUCGGAAGUGGAUGAGAAUUCAGUGUUACAAAGUCAAGCAUAUCUUUUAUUCUACGAAAGAAUUCUCUGAUCCAAUCGAACGAAGACAACCCUGAAAAUCAAAGGAGUCGCAUUUCUGGUUUUCAAGCAAAAAGAAAACGAACUUCUAAUGAAAAUUUAAAUUCUAUAAUUUUUAUAUUAUACUGCAUGUUAUUGAAUAUAUGAAGUAUGUAAUUAAUGCCAAUAAUUUUAUUGAUUGUAUGUACAUUGCAAGAAAAAAAACUGGAAACUAUUAGAAAUAUUAAAAACUAAGUUGUUUCUUAUGAUGCUAAUGAUAAAUAUAUUAAUUAUCCAUAAAAA